UUGUGUGUUCGGCGGCACACGUUACGUUGGUUCGGCCAGUGGCGUCACUAAGGUCAGCGGCACCCAAAGCGGUGUCCCGCAACGACAUACAAUCCUAUUUGAUCUCUGUCGGUGUCACACUGGCAGCACUUGGAGUUUUCACAAGAUCUCUUGUCUUGUGUUCCUAGUCUGCUCUUGCAUUCAUCUCAAGUGGUGCCUUGCAUUCUCCGUGAUCUUACAAGCCUACUUAAGAAGCUGACUGCGGACAACUAUUUGAAUGGAACUGAUUCAGUCCUCAAGUUGUGUGUGUCCUAAUACACAAGGCCUUGUUGGAGAGGGAGCUGCACUUUUGGUUGAGACCAGCUGCCCACUGAAACCUACCGAAAACAACCAUGUCACCAGAGAUCAGCUCAGGGUCGUGAGCCACCUGGUUGCCCAUGGUGAUGAACAACUCGAGUACCAGCAUCCUCCGAUGUCACCUGCCUCUAGGUCCCAAGUGUCCAGCAACACUGAAAAGCAGAAAAGUGAAAAGUUUUUCAUGUGCAAGCUGUGUCCUCAGGCCUUUGCCAAGAAUUCGGGUCUGAUCCGCCAUAUUCGAACACACACUGCUGAAAGGCCAUUUAAAUGCAAGCUGUGCCCCCAAGACUUUGCUCAGAAAUCUUCUCUGGUCCGCCAUGAACGAACACACACUGCUGAAAAGCCCUUUAAGUGCAAGCUAUGCCCCCAAGCCUUUUCUCAGAAUUCCAAUUUGAUCCGUCAUAAUCGGACACACAGUGAUGAAAAGUCAUUUAAGUGCAAGUUGUGCCCCCAAGCCUUUUCUCAGAAGUCUGCUCUGAUCCGCCAUUAUCGAACCCACACAGGUGAAAAACCAUACAAGUGUAAGCUUUGUCCCCAAGCAUUUGCUCAGAAUUUCAAUCUGAUUCUCCAUAAUCGAAGACACAGAGAUAAAAAGCCAUUUAAGUGCAAGCUGUGCCCUCAGGCCUUUUCUCAAACUUCCAGUCUGAUCUGCCAUAAUCGAACACACAGUGGUGAAAAGCCAUUUAAAUGCAAGCUAUGCCCCCAAGCCUUUGCUGAGCAUUCCAAUCUGACCCGCCAUAUUCGAACACACACUGGUGAAAAGCCAUUUAAGUGCAAACUGUGCCCCCAAACCUUUGCUCAAGAUUCUCAUCUCACAAGUCACAUUCGAACACACACUGGUGAAAAGCCAUUUAAGUGCAAGCUGUGUCCCCAAGCCUUUGCUAAUGAUUUUGUUCUGGUCUGCCAUAAUCGAACCCCUCACAGGUGAAAAACCAUACAAGUGUAAAUUGUGCCCCCUAGCGUUUGCUAAGAAUUCCAAUCUGAUACGUCAUACUCGAACACACCGGGGUGAAAAGCCAUAUAAGUGCAAGCUGUGCCCCCAAGCGUUUGCUCGGAACUUCAAUCUGAAACGCCAUAAUCAAACACACAGUGGUAAAAAGCCAUUUAAGUGCUAGAUGUGCCCCCAAAUGAUUUCUGUCACAGGGGUCAAGAGGUUGGUCAGUGUAAUAGCAAAUUUUAAAGUUCUCGAUAGAUUGAAAUAAGUUAAUGUAGCUAUAACUCUCAUUGUUCCUUACUGAAUGCACACUGGGCCGUCCUUUUGCUCUUGUUCAGAGCCGCUUUGCACUUGCUUGAGGUGUGAUAAUUUGAGGUCGGGUCUAAUAUGUUCAUUUUUACUCCUGUCUGCAUAAAAGAUAUGCACUUGCAGAAAAUAAAUGUGACCAAAGUUCAGUUUGACUAUCUAAAAAAGUAGCUUUUGCAAUUACCAUACUGGCUUUUUUCUGCUUUUACAAUACUGGUACUGUAGCAAGUGUGGAGUAAUUUUUUAGGCUUUAAUUUCUACGACCUGUGCUUGCCUUCCCAUUUUAGGAACUCAUUUUUUGAGUGCGUGUGUGCACUGCAGUGGUUUGUGCUCCCGAUUUGAACCUUGCUAUACUCUGGGACAACUUUUAGUGCAGUCAAAGGUACUGGCACACAUUCCUUCUCCCAUUUUGAGCUCUGAUCAAAGCUGUGCGCGAGCUCUCCUCCGAAAUACCAAGAAAAGCUGUCCCCGAGUAUAGUCGUAUAGUAUAGUCCCAGACCGCCCAGCAGGUUUUACAAUUGACAGCGUACCAAUUUUUAAUACUGUGUAAUGCGUGUUCAAUGCUGUGUUGGCAAAAGGUACAGAGAACUGAACUGACUUAACCUCGCCCAUAUUCGAAGUGUUCUUGGCUUUUUUCCGUUGCACUAGAAUCUUCUUAAUCAUGUAUUUAUAUGACCCCUGCUUUGGGAUAUUGCUCUUUUGUUUAAGUGAUCACAAUAUUCUGUUGCCCUGUACUCUUGCUCUUGACGGUUGUUUCUGUGUUGCCUGGCUUGGUAUGUCAGAAUUCUCGGACCGUAGGUGUUGGGCACGCCAGAUGAUGUAUUUUAGACUAACUCGUCCUUUAUUUUGCUUGGCUUACUGGAUUCUGUGGAUUGUUGCUCAAUGUGUGCUUAGGUUUGCAUUGUGUAAUGCAUUUGUAUCUAUCUUCGUUCUGGAUUUUCUUUCUUUCUCUUGUUUGUCUUGAAUAAAAUAUCCAGAUAAAUGUGUAA
Ixodes scapularis (black-legged tick) is the source of this 2565-nucleotide messenger RNA. Its product is annotated as zinc finger protein 525-like. The record is from RefSeq and is a predicted model, not a curated record. Gene Ontology annotation, biological process: regulation of transcription by RNA polymerase II. The transcript has 3 exons. The coding region runs from base 257 to 1264 and encodes 335 amino acids. Lineage: Eukaryota; Metazoa; Arthropoda; Arachnida; Ixodida; Ixodidae. Gene Ontology annotation, molecular function: RNA polymerase II cis-regulatory region sequence-specific DNA binding; DNA-binding transcription factor activity.